This is a messenger RNA of Talpa occidentalis (Iberian mole), 3983 nucleotides long. It is a transcript of the gene TNIP2, whose product is annotated as TNFAIP3 interacting protein 2. Lineage: Eukaryota; Metazoa; Chordata; Mammalia; Eulipotyphla; Talpidae. Gene Ontology annotation, biological process: cellular response to lipopolysaccharide; regulation of transcription by RNA polymerase II. The record is from RefSeq and is a predicted model, not a curated record. The coding region runs from base 352 to 1413 and encodes 353 amino acids. Gene Ontology annotation, molecular function: K63-linked polyubiquitin modification-dependent protein binding. The transcript is spliced from 7 exons.
UCACCGGGUAUCCAGGGCUGGCAGGACAGCUGUUGGCGGUGGAUUCCUUCUAGUUCUGCAGAACUGGGGGUGGUGUCCCCACUUUCAUUUCUGACUUUUGUGAUUAGUCUUUUUUUCUGCCUGGGUAAAGGGUUGUCAGCUUUGUUCACGGUUUUAAGACCCAGUGUUUGGUUUCCCGGAUUUUCUCUACUUGAGUUAUCUUUGUUCUAAUCUUUGUUCCAUUUCUUCUCUUGGUGUGGGUUGAGCUGUUUUCCCGAAAUCUUGGAGCCGUGCAGUGGGCUUGUUGGGGCGCCUUCUCGUCACAGGCGCACGGGUGUCCGUAGUUAGAGAUCUUGCUCCAGGAAACCCUUCAUGAACCCAGAGCACUUUUUUUUUUUUAAAGAGGAAAUCGAGAGACUCACGGAGCAGCUGCAAGAGAAAGAGAAGGAGACCCAGCAACUCAUGAGCCAGCCGCAGCUCGAGCCGGAGAAGGAGGUGCUCUUGCUCCGGAGGACCGUGGCCGAGAAGGAGCGGGCGUGCGCGGCCAGCGCCGUCCUGUGCCGCUCCCUGGCUGACGAGACCCACCAACUGCGGAGGACUCUGGCCGCCACCGCCCACAUGUGCCAACAUCUGGCCAGAUGUCUGGAUGAUCGGCAGCGUGCGCACGUGCAUGCGGGGGACAAAAGCCCUGAGCUGGAGCAUGCGGGUGAGGAUGCUUCUGUCCAGACUGUUAUUGAGAAGCUGCGGGAAGAAAAUCGACUGUUGAAGCAGAAGGUCGCCCACGUGGAAGACCUCAAUGCCAAGUGGCAGCGCUAUGACGACAGCAGGGACGAGUAUGUGCGGGGGCUACACGCGCAGCUGAAGGGGCUGCAGGCCUCCCGUGAGCCGGAAACACCCUCCCCGCCCGAGCUGAUGAGGAAGGAGAUCUGCCGGCUCAACAGACAGCUGGAGGAGAAGAUGAGCGGCUGGACAGAAGUGAAGCUGGAGCUGGCGGCUGUGCGGCGGGCUCGGGACACCGCCCUGGAGCGGGUGCAGAUGCUGGAGCAGCAGAUUCUCGCUUACAAGGAUGACUUUGCGUCCGAAAGGGCAGAUCGGGAGCGGGCUCAGAGCAGGAUUCACGAACUUGAGGAGAAGGUGGCCUCCCUGCAGCACCAGGCAGCCUGGAGACAGGACUCCCGAGAGCCGGCCUCCCGCCGGAUUCACACUGGGAGCAGAGCCCCCAAGUACUUAGAGACAGACGCAUUGGAGCUCGCUGUGCCCAGUGGCUGCAGGCCCGGGACUGGAUCUCCGUGGUUGGAGUCUCCUGCGGAGGGCGGCCGCCCAAGUGCACCCCGGAGAGGCCAGGGGGACCUCCAGUGCCCACACUGUUUGCAGUGCUUUGGUGACGAGCAAGGCGAGGAGCUCUUCAGGCACGUGGCUGAGUGCUGCCAGUGAGCCCUGCGGCUUUGCAGGGGCCUGGCACCCCUGGGCAGCUGUCCUGUUGCUCUCAACAAGCCACACUGAGACCACUGGGGUCCUGGGCCCCAGAACAAGCCGACUCUGGUUCCCCACAGGGGUGGUACGGACCGUGUCAGAGGGGUCUUCCACUGGGGCUGGAAGCCGAGGCGAGUGGGGAGUAGAAGGUCCGCAGGCAGAGGGCCCGGUCUCCUUCUGUGUGGGGUCGGGGCCGUCUGGCUGAGACCGGGGGCCAUCUGGUGGGGCUUCCUCGGGUCAGUGGGACCGCCCCGCCCCAGCAUGCACCUGGGACAGUGCAGCGUGCUAGGAAGGGGGGCUGCCCGUGGGGCCAGGCACGGAGGCAGCCCUUAGGGUGGAAGCCCCGCCUUGUCCUGUCGCAUGAGGGGCACGGUGGCAGCAUGUCACCCUGCCCAUGGGGGAGCCAAGUGUCAGCUCCAAAGUACAAACAUGCUGCUUGACCGCAGCCUUCGUCGCGUGUCCAGAUGCUGACAGCACAGUUAUGUUUGUAACAGAUGCCCGCGCUCCCGUGACCACUCGGGACGAACACUGGGGGCUCGGCACAGGGAUCCAGCUGUAUUUUCACUUGGGCAGGAGUUAGGCCAAGCGAGGGCAAACACUCCCACUCAGGGCGCUGAGAAGAGGAGGUCCUGUCAGAUAGCAUGAGGGGUGCCAGCCCAGUGUGCUGCCUUGGCCUGGUUCAGCCCGGGUUGGCCGUGAACUAAAGGGCUGGGAACACGGCGGGAGGAAGCCGGUGCCUGCUGAGAGCAAGGCCUGGGAGUGCGCACAGCGAGUGGGGCAGCGGUCGCUCGUCAGGAGACCAGUGCUGGGCCUGCCGGCCAGGCUGACUUUAGCCAUCACAGUCCUGGGAGUUCGGUGUUACGUCCCCCUCGACACAGGUCAGGAGAGGACGCAGAGGAGUUUGGUUGCUUGAGCAGCUUAGUGACAAGACUGGGACUUGGCCCCGGGCCAUGAGGCUCCUGCAGCCCGCCAGCAUAAAGGGCUGCACUGGGCCGCGACCCCUCUCACCUGGGGCGCCCUCUUGUCUUUUCCAUUUUGUGGGAUCCCACUCAAGUUGUAGUUGAAGUGUCACCUUCUCCCAUGCGCCCCUUUCCAAGGUCUCGUGGGCCUCCCUGGUGGUGCAACCUGUUGGGACACAGCCUAUGAGGCUGUCCGCAGCCUCUGCAGCAUGCGUUCCUUCCCUGGCCAGGGAGCUACCCACAGGGCGCGGCAGACCCCUCCCGUCUCCCCGCUGCUCCCCUCAGCAGUGUUUCAGUCAGUCUGCCUGUUCUGCUCCCCACUCUGUCUCACCCCCCACACCUCUGGCCUGUACCCCAGCUCUUAUAUGCAUAAAUAAAUAAAUCUUUAAAAAAUAAACAAGUAAAACAAGGUCUUGAGAGUUAAACAGGCGAACACACGGCCACAAGAACUGUCCAGGCGGGGGAAAGGGAUGUUCGAUGAAUUUACCGUUACAAGAUUUUUGCAAUGAUUUAAGAGACUAUAAUGCAUGAAACUUAACCUCUAGGGUACCUACUAAAAUACAAUGAAAAUAUUUCAUUGAAAAGUUAAUGUAGGGCCUCCCUCGUGGCGCCAGGGGUGAAGACGCAACCCAUGAAGCUGUCCGCAGCCUCUGCAGUGCGAGUUCCAUCCCGGCCAGCCGGGGCGCUACCCACAGGGCACAGCUGACCUCUCCUGCCUCCCCGCUGCUCCCCUCAGCAGUGGACUUCAGUGGAUCCACUUGUUCUGUUCCCCCGUUGUCCCUGUCUCUCACCCCCCGGCCCUGCACCUCUGGCCUGCACCCCAGCUCUUGCAUGCAUUAAUACAUCAACCUCAAAGUACAGCACAAUGAGAACGAGGCAAAUGUACACUCUCAGCUGCCUCUCACAACUGGCAGAAGCAGGGAAGAAGUAAUGAUUGGGAAGAUUUAACCAAAAUUGCCAGCAAGAAAAUUUAAAAUUCAGUGAUCCAAGUGCCCAUCUCAAGACCCUAGGAAAGUAACUGCAAGUUAAACCCAAAGAGAACGGAAGGAAAUAGAAGCCGGAAUCAGAUAAUGAAGAGCAACGUCAAGAGUUCUUCCAAACAGCAGUGAAAACGGCAGACGGACGGGGAGGCCCUUGGAAAACGCCACUUACCACAAUGACGAGAGAGAGAGAAGCUGCGAAUAGCUCCAGGUCCAUUAAAUAACUUAAAACUAAUGUAAAAUCUCUUCACAAAUGUGUUGGCCCAGAAGACGUCACUUGUGACUUCUCCGGAACAUCUGAGAGGCACCGGUCUGACGCACGGGAACUAAGGCCGUCUCCUGGCUCGUCAUCCGAAACCUGAGAAAGUGAAGAAAGGUGACCUCCGUGUUUCUCCUGAACAGGAGAGUGAAGAAGGAACCGCACCCGGCACCCGGCACCAUGAAGAGACUACGCUAGGGCCUCCCGAUGGUGCAGGGGUUAAAGCCACCGGCUUUAACUGCAGCACAAAUAAACAUUUAUUUAUUUACAGAUUUACUUUAUACAGGAACCGGGGUACAGGCCAGUGGUGCGGGGGGUGAGAAGACCCACCAG